CCUGUGUUAAGGUAAAACAGUUUCUUUCUCUUUCUAGUGCCAGAUUGGCCUCUCUCUUUGGUCUGGAUCAAACAGUCUCAAGCCAUGGAAAUGAAUUCUUCCAGUACACUGCACCAAAGCAGCCUAAGAAGGGUCAAACGGCAGCUGCAGGUCAGGCAGCCCAGAAGGCUCCUGUGGCCCCAGCAGCUUCAGGAACGCCAUCGGUGUUCAUGGCCACUGCGGUUCAUGCUUAUCGAUAUACAAAUGGGCAGUACUUGAAGCAAGGCAAGUAUGGAGCAGCUGUAGUGGGGAACCAUGCUACUAAAGAGUACAGGAUCCUCCUUUACAUCAGUCAGCAGCACCAGAUUGCAACUGCAAGGAUCCAUCCAGGCUUCAUACUCACGGUUCAGCCCAACAAUUACAGUACAUUCUAUGACGAUCAGAGACAAAACUGGUCCAUCAUGUUUGAGUCGGAAAAGGCAGCGAUGGAUUUCAGUAAACAGGUAUGCAUUGCCAAAUGCAACAGCUCCCCAGUGCUUGAUUCAGUCCUCUACCAGGAUCUCCUUCUUGGAGAAGGGCAGGGAGUAGAAGGAGGAGACUCUCUGGAGAUUGCCUAUACGGGUUGGCUGUUCCAGAACAAUGGACUUGGACAGGUGUUUGACUCAAAUGUUAACAAAGACAAGCUGUUGCGGCUAAAGCUGGGAUCUGGAAAGGUCAUCAAGGGCUGGGAAGAAGGAAUGAUGGGGAUGAAGAAAGGAGGGCGAAGGUAUCUCAUCAUUCCUCCAGCAUGGGCCUAUGGGGCUCAGGGAGUGGCUGGCCGUGUCCCUCCAGACUCAACUUUAGUUUUUGAGGUGGAAGUUAGACGGGUGAAGUUGGUAAAGGAAUGCUCUGGCUCAGAUGGACAGAGUGUUAGUUCAAGGGAUUCUCCUGCACCUUCUCCGGUUCCCAAUUCAGAUGGCUUCUCUGCAGACACUGGUUUAUUGCCUCCAUCUACAAUACCUCCAAAGCCUGGGGAGCCAGCUGUUCGGGCCAAGUCAAACUCCAUCAGCGAACAGCUCGCAAAUCCAGAUGUAGCAAAGGCAAAGCUAAUUUCUCGGAUGGCUAAAAUGGGACAGCCCAUGCUACCUUUCCUUGCCGGGACAGCAGGUGGUCAACUUGACUCCAGUGACUCAGAAAUAGAGGAUCCAAAUACACUAAGAGGGACAGCACAACCAGUGGCUUCAUCUUCUGUGAGACCAUCACAGCCAGCUCAUGCAGUACUGCCCACAGUGUCAACACAAGUACCUCAGGCAUCUGGUUCUACACCCCCGGUAUCUUCUGCUGCUUUAAUACCUGCAAUGAUCCAGCCCCAUUCAGCUCUGUCUGGAGGAGCACAGGGCUUUCAGGCAUAUCCAGGAAUGGCAUUUGCUUACCCCCAAACUGCUGCAUCUGCUUCUCAACUCCAACCUGUAGGGCAGAUGUAUCCUGCACCUUACCAAGCUCCUGGGGAUGUUACUUCCUUUUUGAUGACAGAAGCUCGACAGCAUAACACUGAAAUCCGAAUGGCCGUUAGCAAAGUAGUAGAUAAAAUGGAUCAUCUGGCUGCCAAGGUGGAGGAGUUGAAGAAACAAAACACUGGUAACAGCUCACUGCUGCCUGGUAUUUCCUCUGUUACUAUGGAAGCCUCCAUGAUCAUGAGCAAUAUCCAACGCAUAAUCCAGGAGAAUGAGAGACUGAAGCAAGAGAUAUUUGAGAAGAGCAGUCGGAUUGAGGAGCAGAAUGAGAAGAUCAGCGAAUUGAUUGAGCGGAAUCAGAGAUAUGUUGAACAAAGUAACUUGCUAAUGGAGCAGAGGAAUCAUUCACUGCAGACAACAAAUGAAAACACACAGGCAAGAGUGUUGCAUGCAGAACAGGAGAAGGCCAAAGUUGCAGAGGAGUUAGCAGCUGCCACAGCACAGGUUUCCCAACUGCAACUGGAGCUGACUGCCCACCAGAAGAAGGAAAUGGACCUGCGGAAACAGCUGUCUGCUGCCUUGCAGGAGGCAGAGCGACAUGAGACACAACUCAACAAACUGCAAGCACAGUUAGCAGAGCUCCAAGAAACCUCUGAGGAUACUCAGACUAGAUUCAGAGCUGAGAAGCAGAGCCGCAAACAGCUGGACAUGAAGAUUACAGCACUGGAAGAAGAGCUAACAGACCUAAAAGUGGAAAAGGAGACUCUUGAAAAGAAUCUUGCGGAGAGGAAGAAGAAAUCCCUUUCGGAGAGAGCUCAAGCAGAGGAAGAGAUGGAAGAAAUACGCAGAUCGUAUCAUCAGGAACUGGACAAGCUUCGACAGUUGCUGAAAAAGGCACGGACUUCGACUGACCAGGCAGCAGCAGAGCAGCUAUCACUUAUCCAGGCAGAGCUGGAAUCCCAGUGGGAAGCCAAAUGUGAACGUACGCUGGCCUCAGCCAAGGAGCAGCAUGUUAGACAGUACCAGGAGGUGUGUGAGCAGAGAGAUUCCCUGCAGCAGCAGGUGUCCCAGCUGGAGGAGAAGCUUCAGGCUCUAAAACACUCAAAAAAAGCAGAGGAGCAAAAAUUGUCUGAGUUUCAGCAACGUUUGGAGCAACUAGAGCCUAUCCAAGAGAAGUAUUCAGCCUUGCAGUCUGAUACUGUGGUGCUGAAGGCUCGCUAUGAAGAACGCAUCCGAGAGCUGGAGAAGGGUCAGGACGAGUCUUUACCUGCAGACUUCACAGAAGAAGUAAAGAAGAUAAUGAACGGUGUAUUUCAAUCUCUUCGGGGUGAAUUUGAGCUGGAAGAGACAUACAGUGGCAGGACAGUUCUGGGUGUUGUCAUGAACACUAUUAAGACUGUAACACUGCAGCUACUCAGCAGGCAGCAGGAGAAACCAGAUCAUGACAGUAAAACGGAGGAAUCUGGAACAAAAGCAGCACGACAGGAGGGAUCAUCUGGAGCAAAGACUGACCACGAAGAGCCCCUGCAGCAUAGCCCAGUGCAGAGCGUUGCAUCCCCAGCUGAUCCUGAGGAAGCAGCCAGAGGCUCUGUGGUGUCUGAGCAGGCAGGCGAGUCUGCUCCUCUGUCUGCCAGGCCCAGAUCUCCUGAGGAAGAGCAGGCGACACAGACCAGUGGGGUGUUGGAAGAGAAGAAGGUUCAAGGGGAGCAUCUCUCUUCCACAGUUGAAUCCUGCCUGGAUCCUGAUAAGGGGCCUGUACUUGCAGGGCAGCCUGUUCCUGAGGUGGAUGAGGAGUUUGUCCCAACUGAGCAAACACUGGGGAGCAGUCCCAUCAGGAAAACUGGGACUGAACGCAGUCCUUCCAGAGUAUCUUUGCAGGCAGAAGUUGCAGAACCUUCUAUUCUAGAAGCCAAACCAGGAGAAGCAGAUGUGGCAGUGCUGCCAGAAAAGCCAGCUGUGGAGCAGAAAGCAGAGGAGCCUGUGGGAGGUUUAGAGCCUGCUCCUUUAAAUGGUGAGGAAGGGAACUGCACAGACCCAUCAGAUGGAGCUAGCUCCGAGAAGGACCCUGCUUCAGUAUCCAAUGCAGCAGAGCUGAGCUCAGCUGUCAUCAGAGAAACCCCAGGACAGCAGGAACUCUGCUCCAGCCCCAGGGAGAAAGAUUCCAGCCUCUUUGAGGAUGACAACUUCUUUGAAACAGCAUCUCGUAAACCACUGAAGCCUCGAGUUCCCUCUGAAGAGGAGGAUGAGGAGGAAGUGAGCAUGAAGGGGCGUCCCCCUCCAGCUCCGCUCUUUGGUGAUGAUGACGAUGAUGAUCUGGACUGGCUGGGAUGA
This is a messenger RNA of Cariama cristata (Red-legged seriema), 3743 nucleotides long. It is a transcript of the gene FKBP15, whose product is annotated as FK506 binding protein 15, 133kDa. Lineage: Eukaryota; Metazoa; Chordata; Aves; Cariamiformes; Cariamidae. The transcript has 28 exons. Gene Ontology annotation, molecular function: peptidyl-prolyl cis-trans isomerase activity. The annotation marks the transcript as partial. Gene Ontology annotation, cellular component: growth cone. The record is from RefSeq and is a predicted model, not a curated record.